Molecule: messenger RNA, 1194 nt
Organism: Naumovozyma dairenensis CBS 421
Lineage: Eukaryota; Fungi; Ascomycota; Saccharomycetes; Saccharomycetales; Saccharomycetaceae
Gene: KTR1
Product: alpha-1,2-mannosyltransferase KTR1
Exons: 1
Coding region: 1-1194 (397 amino acids)
Biological process (GO): cell wall mannoprotein biosynthetic process; protein N-linked glycosylation; protein O-linked glycosylation
Cellular component (GO): Golgi apparatus; membrane
Molecular function (GO): alpha-1,2-mannosyltransferase activity
Source: RefSeq, a predicted model, not a curated record
AUGGUUAAAUUCUCUAUCCCACCUGGGAGAGAAAAUCAAUUUAAAAAGAUUGGUGUCUUCAUCAUCGCCAUCUUAACAAUCUUCAUUAUUUUCCAUGGUGCAUCUUCAUCAAGUGAUAGUUCCGGAUCCACAAGACGUUCCAUGAAACAAGUUAGUACUUCUGUCAAGGGACAAAAUGGAUACAAAUAUGAAAAAGUUUCAUAUCCAAAAUAUACUGGUCCAAAAGUGAAAGCUACUUUUGUCACCUUAGCUCGUAAUAGUGAUUUAUAUUCUCUCUUAGAAUCCAUCAAAUCUGUCGAAGAUAGAUUCAAUCAUAAAUUUCAAUACGAUUGGGUCUUUUUAAAUGAUGAAGAAUUUUCUGAUGAAUUUAAAAAUGUUACCACUGCAAUGGUUAGUGGUACCACUAAAUAUGGUCUCGUUCCUGCUGAACAUUGGUCUUUCCCACCUUGGAUUGAUCAAGAGAGAGCUGCUAAAGUUAGAGAUGAAAUGCGUGCAAAGAAGAUUAUUUAUGGUGAUUCUAUUUCAUAUAGGCAUAUGUGUAGAUUUGAAAGUGGGUUUUUCUAUAGACAUCCAUUAAUGGAUGAUUAUGAUUGGUAUUGGAGAGUGGAACCUGAUAUUAAAUUACAUUGUGAUAUUGAUUAUGAUAUCUUCAAAUUUAUGGCUGAUAACGGUAAGAAAUAUGGGUUUACUAUUAGUAUUCAUGAAUAUAUGGACACUAUUCCAACUUUAUGGGAUACCACAAAGGAAUUCAUGAAGAGACAUCCAGAACAUGUUCAUAAGAACAAUAUGAUGAAUUUUGUUAGUGAUGAUAAUGGUGAAUCUUAUAAUUCAUGUCAUUUCUGGUCUAAUUUUGAAAUUGCCUCAUUAGAUUUUUGGAGAGGCCCUGCUUACACGGAAUAUUUUGAUUAUUUGGAUAAAGCAGGUGGAUUCUUUUAUGAAAGAUGGGGAGAUGCUCCUGUACAUUCCAUUGCUGCUGCAUUAUUCUUGGAUCGUAAUGAAAUUCAUCAUUUUGGUGAUUUAGGUUAUUUCCAUGCACCAUUCCAUCAAUGUCCACUAGAUGAUUCCAUUAGAUUAGGUAAUAAAUGUGAUUGUGAUCCAAAGGAAGAUUUCACAUGGAAUGGGUUUUCAUGUGGUGUCAAAUAUUAUUCCGUUAAUCAUUUGAAGAAACCUGCUGGAUGGCAAGAACAUGCUUAG